CAGAUUUCAAGAGGCCUAUAUUCUAUAGCCAGUGCUCUAUAAUUUCAACCUUACUUACUUAUUAUUACUCAGCUAUAUCACUAUGCCAUCUAAAUCAUCAUCAGUUAUGGCAAAGAGGCUUGUUUUCUUCGGAGCGGCUCAGGUCGGCAAGUCGGCAAUCAUCAGACGCUUUGUCAGUCAGACUUUCUCAGAGCAAUACAACCCAACCAUUGAAGAUAUGUUUGAAAUGCCGAUCGAUUACGAUGGCAAAGAAGUUAAUCUUCAAAUUCUUGAUACCAGUGGCAGCUUUAAGUUUCCUGCAAUGCAUCAACUGGCCCUCAACAACGGUGAUAUAUUCGUCAUCGUAUAUUCAACUGACGACAUCUUGUCCUACCACGAAGCCCUUGCAACCUGCGACGAGAUAGCGGAAAAGAGAGGCCCCGGAAUGCCCAUCGUCGUCGUGGCAAACAAGAACGAUCUGGAAAAGAGACAAGUUGGAAAGGCUGAGGCAGAACUUAUGUUUUGUCAAUGGAACACAUAUCACGUAGAAAGCUCGGCCAAAGAAGAGAACUCGAUCGCACAAAUCUUUACGAGAUGCCUGUCCUUACUAUGUCCCGCUGAUGUCACUUCACCCAAAGAUUCAUCGCAGAUCUUUGAACGUAAACGAAGUUUCAGAAGGGCUCUUUCAACAAAGCUUCAAUCAACAAUUCACCUUGUCGCAUCAAAGAUGACCCGGGUAUCAAAAUCUCGCAGAGGAUGACUGCCUAUAAUAUGGACAAGAAAUGAAUCAGAGAUGCAGAUACAACAUAAACUGUUAAUGAGAGGGACAUUUUCCGAUGAUUUGGCGUCAGACCGUGCGUGCCGUGUUAUUUUUUAGACUUCUAUUAUCUUUUUUUUAAUAUUACAAUGAUAUGCAAAUAAUUUCUAAUCAAAAGAAUUGUAUACAUAUCUGAAAUAAAAGAUUCUUUCACAAAAAUGUACAAUCAACAA
Molecule: messenger RNA, 969 nt
Organism: Strongylocentrotus purpuratus (purple sea urchin)
Lineage: Eukaryota; Metazoa; Echinodermata; Echinoidea; Camarodonta; Strongylocentrotidae
Product: GTP-binding protein Di-Ras1-like
Exons: 1
Coding region: 83-739 (218 amino acids)
Molecular function (GO): GTPase activity; GTP binding
Source: RefSeq, a predicted model, not a curated record